CGUCAACGGUAGACACAUCAUCGUGCCACUGACAGAUAGAGAACCAACAUCUUUCACUAUUUUCCCCAGAAAAUUGACAUUUUCCAGGAAAAUCUCUCCCUCUCUCUCGAUCCAGCAUCCAAGCAAGCCUCAUGCCGAUUUUUCGGCCUCUUUGGUUCGUCGUUUUGCUCUCAAUCGCGCUGUUCCUCCGUGAAUCUUCGGGCUCCUAUGCUGCUUCAGCUAGCUCCAUCAUCAAUCCCGCUAAAGUUAAACAGAUUUCAUGGAAGCCAAGAGCUUUCGUCUACGAAGGUUUCCUUACGGACCUAGAAUGCGACCACUUGAUCACUCUCGCAAAAUCGGAGCUGAAGAGAUCUGCCGUUGCAGAUAACAUGUCUGGAAAAAGCAAGCUGAGCGAAGUUCGCACGAGCUCCGGGAUGUUUAUUCGUAAGGCCAAGGAUCCUAUAAUUGCUGGUAUAGAGGACAAGUUAUCUACCUGGACAUUUCUUCCAAAAGAAAAUGGGGAAGACAUACAAGUAUUAAGAUAUGAGCCUGGGCAGAAAUAUGACCCGCACUAUGAUUACUUUGCCGACAAGAUCAAUAUAGCUCGGGGUGGACACCGAACUGCAACAGUACUUAUGUAUCUUACUGAUGUGGCCAAAGGUGGAGAAACAGUGUUCCCUGAGGCGGAGGAAUCUUCACGUCAUAGAGCUUCUGAAAUAAACAAUGAUCUCUCAGAGUGUGCAAAGAAAGGAAUUGCAGUGAAACCACGAAGAGGGGAUGCCCUUCUCUUUUUCAGUCUCCACCCAAAUGCGAUUCCAGAUACAGACAGUCUCCAUGCAGGUUGCCCAGUGAUUGAAGGUGAGAAAUGGUCAGCAACAAAGUGGAUUCAUGUAGACUCGUUUGACAAGAACUUGGCAGCUGGUGGAAACUGCACAGAUGUGAAUGAUAGCUGCGAGAGAUGGGCUGCCCUUGGAGAAUGCACCAAGAACAAGGAGUAUAUGGUCGGGUCUCCAGAGCUUCCUGGCUACUGUAGGAGAAGUUGUAAGGUGUGUUAGAAAUUUCACUUUUAUGUGCUUUCUUCACACAGAAUCUGUUGUAGGCUUCAUUCAGGAAAUUCUUGUUUUUAUUUUAUCGGUUGACCCUAAUAUAUUGUUGCAAUGGUUACACAGAAGCCUUGUAUUCUUUUUUUGAUAGCAAUCAUGUUUAUGUGAAAUAAUACUCCAAAUCAAAGACGUGAACACAAUUAAUAUAUUUUAGGUUUUAGUAGUAG
Molecule: messenger RNA, 1249 nt
Organism: Corylus avellana
Lineage: Eukaryota; Viridiplantae; Streptophyta; Magnoliopsida; Fagales; Betulaceae
Product: 2-oxoglutarate (2OG) and Fe(II)-dependent oxygenase superfamily protein
Biological process (GO): peptidyl-proline hydroxylation to 4-hydroxy-L-proline
Cellular component (GO): endoplasmic reticulum
Molecular function (GO): iron ion binding; L-ascorbic acid binding; procollagen-proline 4-dioxygenase activity
Source: RefSeq, a predicted model, not a curated record